AAUGGACCUCCACAGUGUUUCAGACUGCAAGGAUUAAUAUAGGUCGAUAGACCUCUCAUCCUUAUUACUGAAGACUGAAAACUUUGGGCGCGUCAAGGUUGCCGCGCCACCUGAAUGAGAUGUCUUUGGUUGAGAAGAUAAACACCCUAAGACUAAUAAUACGACAGAACGGUGGGAUUAAAGGGUCGUUCUUAACUUUAUUCAGGACUGACGAACUGAAAUGGGGUAAAUUAGUUGGAACUGACAAUUUCGGAAAUAAAUACUAUGAAAAUAAUAAUUACUUCGUUGGGAGAAAUCGUUGGGUUAGAUAUUCGAAUAGGUUUGGUUGGGACUAUGAAGGGUCUCAAGUCCCACCAGAAUGGCACCGCUGGUUACACCACAUAACCGACGAAACUCCUGUGUCUCAUCCACCAACCGUUUACAAGUGGUCUGCUGAACACUCUGAAAAUUUGACCUUGCAGAAGGACAAGAAGUACAUACCUUACUCAACUACUCGUCCAAAAAUUGAACCUUGGGAACCACCGAAGUAAUUCAUUUCAUCAACCAGACCAUUUAUUCCGUAUGAGUUUCAGCGUAUAGAGUUAUCUGUCAUCAAACUAGCCUUUUGUAAAUUGGCUCCUUAACUUUAGUCAGUUGUUAUUGUUUUGAAUUUUAUUUGCUCUUAAUAGUGCGUUCGAUUUUGUCAUUCUAUCAGUUUAUUCAUUCCUGCGUUAUCUAACUACAUAGUAAGUACCCACUUUGGACAUAUUAUAGACCGUUGUCUGUUAGUUAUCCUGAUUGUAAGUUGGUGGACUUCAUUUUCCACUAUCUAAUUAACUUUUCAUGUCACAAAAUGUUUUACAACAGCUGGUAUGGAUUUGUUCCAACUCAGCAAUAAAGUACCGAUCUAUCCGUUUGCCUGUUAAAGCCCUUUAGUUGGCUAUAAAGGUGCCUUUACUGGACACUGACAUCCAGUCUAGUAAAUUGUUUGGUGUUUUAUGCAGUUUCAGUUUAGGGACGACAAGAGGCUAAAUGCCUGUGUUAGUCUUCGUAAUGGUAGUCUCUCAACCUACCCAACUUUCUUUAGAAGCUUCAAUCAUGUGUUGAGGUAGUAAACUCCAUUCGUCGAUUUGAUGAGAAAGUCAGUAGCCGGCCAACAAGUAAUUUGUCCUGGGCUUUUGAACCUUUAUAGAGUGCCCUCGUAAAUUCUGUUCUGCAAGGCAACAAAAAUGAAGGAAUAUCAAAUGCAAAUUUGCCAUGAAGUAAUUUAAAACUGGUCAUUUCUGAUUUUUCUAUAUGAAAACGGAAGUAGGUUUAAUUUAUUCAGUUGAUCAUCAUACAAAAGAUUUGCUAUUUCGGGAAUCAGCUUAUUUACGGUUCUUUGGACAGGCAGCUCACUGUCUCUUUAAACAGAAGCUAGUCGACUGGAUUCAGUACUCGAUUCAGGGCUAGCAAACACCGUAUACAAAGUCAGAAAGGCUUUAGCAACAACAUGGUUAAAGUCUUUAUGUAUUGACCAUAGGAUUCUAAAACCAUUGGUGGCUAUCGCACAGCAUUGUGCAUUUGUUUUAAAGCUUUGGCUAACUAUAACUUCUCGGUCAUUGUGUCCAGACAACGCGUAGCUCAACUCUCUUCACUGUGCAUGUAUCUGUACCUUGGUGGCAAACCUACAUUAUUAUGCACUUGGAAGCAUUUAUCGGUAACUUCCAAAUUCUAGACCAUUCAAAUAAUUUUUCCAGGUCAUCUUAAAGCUCUAAGCUAUCACCUUUGCUUUCUAAAGAUAUAGCCAGCCCUGUCUGUUGUCCGAUCUGAAUUAAUGUGCUAACUUUAAAGGAGGCCAGUUUAAGUUGAAUACAUGGUUUCAGAAACCCUGGUUUAUAAUUUGUAUUCAGCGGUAGAAUCCAACUCUCAGCCAAUCAGUGACUUGAAAUUGUUUAAAUAGGACAUAUCUUCCACUAUAGGCAAGCUGCUGUAUAAGUUGGAGAAUAAAAUAAUAUACAAUAUGUGAAUAAAGCAAUAGAUAGGUGAUAUAAUGUGAAUUAAAAACGAGUAUUAAUAAGUAGUUUUAAGUAGAAGUUGCGAAGAUGAGAAUUAAAGCUUAAAUAGGUUUUCCAAUUGUUAUCGUCGUUUAGGUUGUGUGGUCUGGUACAUUGCCCGGAGCCCAAACCGGAACAGGUGAUUUUCUUAAGGGGCCACUCCUCGGAGUCCUAAUCCACAAGACAGUGGAGCAACUUUAAGACAUGCGGUCCGAUGGUAGCCGGUGAUCAACAAUAGGCCCAUGCACCAUUUAUUCCCUCAGGAUAACGUAACCCAUGUGCACCAUUGGUUUGGGAUCAGGGUUUUCCAUUUCCACUAGGUGGAUCCUCCGUACCCACCAACCCGGUUCAAGCGUCGAACAUUCUCAGACUACGUGUUAGAGGUGUUCGAGAUAUAAAUAAAGUUUUCCAAACAGUACUUGAUAUAGUUUAAGAUGAGUUGCACUGAUGUUGAUUCUUUCAUUACUUGUAUCUGGAUUUUAUUCUGUGUUUAUUUUCUACCAACUUCUUAUUCCCGUCCAGUUAAAAUAACAAUUUUAUUUUAUUGUGUUCAUGUCUGUGCCAUUGAAAAUCUAAAUUACUGAAUGAGUGAACUUUCGUAGGUUCCUAUGUAGUUCUAUAUACUUUUGGAUUGAUUUGAUCUAACUUUUGCAAUUUAUUCCUGUAGUACACUCUAGACAUUAUUCGCACAUUGUGGAACGGUUAAAAGUGCAAUGAUGUGAUUAAGCGUAGAUUAUUAGACAAAGAUGGCAAAUUAGUUAGUAAAGGUGUGAAUCUUCAUGGACUGAGGCGGUUGAGACAUGUGUUAUGUCUCUCCACUAUCCAUCUCGACACGAAGUGUUUGCUGUUGUAAGAGUAUGUUGAAAGAAAGUUCUACCGACCCAAGACAGCAUUAGUUCAUGAAGUCACUGACUGUUGGUCUGGGUUGUGUUGGUAGACACAGAUUACCUAAUUAGGUUCUACAGAGUAACCGCGAUCAGUGGUUGAAGGCGUUGGGUGACAUGUCUCAGAAACAAUCUCAAUGGCACGGAAACAUUCACUCUUUUUUUUAUUCAAGGUCUUGAGUUCCAGUAUUCCUUCAUGUAUGCAUUUUUAUUCUUUUCCGAUCUAUGUUCUAUACUUAGUCUUUCUUACUAUCGUUGUUACUUUAGUUAUUUCUAGUCACUUGGUAUUCUUGUUGUUGGCUUAAUCUCGUAUUGACUCAUUAAAGCAACUUAGAUCAACGCUUAUUUGUGCUAUGCUCUAUGUUUAUUGCAACUGAGUGACAUUCUGAAGUGUAUUUUAUAGAUUGGGUGAAUAAAAUAUUAGAAAUCUAGUUUUUUUGUUUUUAACCAUAAAAUCAAUUUGAUUGAGUAGUACUUGUCGGUCCUGCUUCCUAUCUAGCCCAGUCACUUAAGUCCACAAAAACAAUCUCAGCAUCUGCAAUAUCAAUCAUUUAUCGCAAACAUACUCAGUUUAUAUGUCAACCCGACAGACCAAACGUACCAUCAGAUAGGAAACAACAUUUGUACAAGAAUUAGCCAAAUGUGGCUGUGAAUGAGGGAGGUAGUAAUUAAUAGACAGGGCAUAAUUCAACAAUGGUAAAUCGUAUAAUAAUAGUUCAUAGGUUAAAAUAAGGCUCAUAAUAAGAGGGAGAUGAAUAUGAAUAUUUUAGUUAUUUAACUAUUAUACGAUAAAAAUAAACGCAUAGUACUAGUCGAUAAAUGGAUCCCAAAAGUUACCGUUCAUUAUGCUUAUCAAGACAUAACAAAAUGUAAGUUUAUAAACUGGUACAACAACAGAACAUGUGAUCAUGUUUAUUAACUUCAACAUUAACUAGAAGGUCUUGGUUCAUACAUUUUAUGAUAGAGGUAUUUCAUCAGAAACCCUUGCAUAAUUCCACUUCAAAUUUCUUCCAGUUGUAAUAACUCUUAAGAUUUUGGCUCAAAAUAAUUUUUCUAAAUGUCGAUGAAACGUAAAGUAACGAAAUGUCAAACUGUGGUGCACGGGAACACUAGUAGGUACAACCGAAUGUAGUACAACACAAAAUACAAAAUCUCAUAAUAAAAUUUGAAAACCAUACAGUAAAUUCUUCAUUUGCAAAGUACAAAUCGAUUAUCUCAGAUAUGACUGUUCCUUCAUUUCUUCAGCAGUCAUUCUUUGUUCUCGUUCCCUGUUAUUUGAUCUUCUUAACCUUCUGCCACCAAGUAUUUCACUUUCGAUUGAUGAUACAUACUACUUAUAUGUUGGCAUCAGUAGCACACAUGGCAAACUGAAUUUUUUUACUUUGCUAGAUGGUAAUAACUACACGUCACUUUGCGUAAUCUAUCCAGUAAUUGUUUCUGAUUGGUCGUUUGUUCGUGUGAUAUGUAAUGAAUGGUCACCAAGUACUAAUUAAUGUUAUCCUGUUAUAUAUAACAAUAGCCAAGUUACUUGAUGCAUCGUAUUCAACUGUGGUGUAUGCUACUGAUAUCGACAGAUAUUAGUUGUAUGUAUCAUCAAUCGAAAUUGAAAUGCCUGGAGAUAGAAGGUUAAGAAGUUCGAAGAGAAGAGAAUAAGAUCAGAGCAAGAUUGGUGCGGAAACGAAGGAACAGUCAUGUCUGAGACGACUGAUUGGCAUUUUGCAAAUGAAGUAUCUACUGUAUGGUUCUCAGAUUUUACUAAGAGAUUUUGUAAUUUUGUGUUCAAAUACAUUUGGUUGUCUCCAGCUGUGUUCUCUUAGGAUUUAUACAAUCUUACGAUACUCGGUCAGUCAACUAUGAUACUGAUAUACAUAAGUUCACAUUUUUGAGAAACAAUCAAUCCUCUUGACUUUGCAAAUAUGCUUAUGUACGUGAAAACAUUCCCAAUACAGGAGAAUCGGAAAACAUGGAUUUACGAAUACCUUUUAAAUGAUGCCUCAAAAUAAAACCGAAAACGACCGUGAUGGCUAGCGGUGACAGCAAAGUUGAACGUAGAUGAGAAUAUAAGAAAGUGAGAAUUUUAAACUAAUUACCGAGUGAAGAGUGUCAUACAGCCUAUCAGGGUAUAAUAACGAUGAACAACUGAUUGCCUUUAACUAACAAGGUCAGGAUUAAUAUUGAAUGACUACAAAGCUAUUCAUUUCGGGGAGUUGCUUAUCACUCGAUAUAUUUGUUAAAAGGUUCUACGCUUUGGUUGAUAAAUUUCAACCACCCAAGUAAGGACAGAGAAACCUAAAUGUAUAAGACUCAGAAUGAUAACUGGUUGACGACGAUAUAAUAAGUGUAGUCUACUAGCCAAGCAGAAGUCAUUAGGAAGUCAACUGAUUCUCUCUCACAAAAUAAUAAGAAUAAAGCUUCGAAAACGUGCGAAAUAAUUAAAACAGUGUCUGACACAUUAAUUUGCUGUAACUAUUCAGCCUGUUAGGUUACCCUGAAAUAAUCAUAUUGUUUGUGUUCACCACAUUGUGUUAGUGUGUGUCGGAGCUGCAUCUGAUGAUCCAGUACGUUGUUAAUCAGAUUUUAAAUCUCACUCUAUGAAAAUACAAAAAUAUCAAAGAGCCAUAUAAUACCAUUAUGUACAGCGUCCUUAUGUACGACUGCUACUCAACUACCAAUUAAAAGAGUAUAUAGCCGACUAAAAUCUCAGAACUUCGAAUUCGUACUAGUUAAAACUCAGAUGCUACAUAGAGAGGGAUAAUUUCCCUUACUAAAUACAGGUUGAACUUUAUUGAAUGUUUAUCGCUGAUUCUAUAGCGAACUGACUGUAUCAUAAAACUUUAGCAAACGAAAUGAUUUGUUUCCAGGUGUCACUAAAUGUCAAGCUAUUUUCUCCCUAAAUACAAAUGUUAAUGCCUACAUCUUAGAGCUAUGCAUCUCAGUGUUCUUCAUGAACUUUAAUCUUUUCAAGCCACAAACACACUAUUUCCACUUAACACAUUAUUUUCAGAACUAAAAGAAUGAACCGAAUAUCUCAUCUAUAAGAUGAUUUCUAGUAAUCUUAGUCAUUGAACUGAGAUUGUAACAGUAAAUGACGGAUGAAUAUUUCUACUCAUGUUAAAGUUCAGUGUGGCUUAGUAAAUCGUUUUCAUAAAAAGCAUCAUUAUCAUUUUUUUCAAAGUUACGUUCGUUGCCGAUUCAUACACAACCGCGAACUGAGCAUCGACGAAGACACAUGUCAAUCAAAAAGAUACAGAAAUAUAGAAUGGAAUAGUAAGCUAAUUUUUCUAUUGUAGAGAGAAUGAUAUUGGUAAUCAGUACGAAAUUGUUGAGUCGGCUUUCCGAGAACUGCAACGGUGCCUCCAGAGGCCCUAAAGGAGCCGAAGAGUCCUAGCCAAUCAGAGCAUGAUGAAGCAUUUUAGAAUAUCAACGUGGCGUACCACUAUUGGUCAGUAGCAUAAUAUGUCUUUAGCGGAUUGGCCAAAAUAUAAUGUUGAUUUAACAAAUGUUAACAUCUAUAAAUACCCGUGUUUUUCUGUACAAAAAUGAACCUUUGGAGUAAAGUGUUUUUGCCAAUUUUGCGCCUUUUCUCUCGAGUUCAGGUCGCUGUGUAGUUCUAGCUUGUGGGUUGCCAGAAUAGCUUAGGAACCGAACAAAGCGUUCAAAUUAACAAGACUUAUCAUAAAUAAUUUCGUACACCUAAAUUUCUUGACUAAGACGUUAGUAACUGGUGCGAGUACUAUUCAUAACUGAAUAAAAUUUUAUUUAAAUGAAGACUGAUUAUUAAUUAAGUAAACAAAUGGACCAUUGUCAAUACAUGUUGAUCUGAUCAGACGUUAGCAACUGUUAGGGAUGCAGAGAAAUAUACCAAUAAUUAUCAUGUUGUUUAAUGAUGUCCUCGGAGUUUAAAUGGACACUUCCUAUUGGUAGAUAUUUGUUCACUUGUUAAGUAUUGUACAAAAUGUUGUUUUCUAUUUUAUGGUACGAUGUGGUAUGCUUGACUGGUAUAUAAACAGAACAUAUUUGAAAUAUAACGAUUCAUAUCUCAGAGGUUGUGACUUGUGUUCUGGACUCAACUGGCUGGGCUAGACAGGGAGGCGGGACUAAUUGGAACUCUAGGUCGUUCGUACUUGUUUUACGUGUCACUGGUUCGAUCUAUAAUACGCUGCUCGCUAAUCUUUCAGUCAAGGACGCAACAAUUGGCACGGGGUAAGAAUCGACCCAAGUUUAAAGUCACAACAGCAACAAUCUCUAUGCUUGUAUAUCAAAUAAACAUAUAUCUAACAAAUGAAUGACUUUGGAAGUACAGAUAGGAUG
Messenger RNA from Schistosoma haematobium, 7210 nucleotides. RefSeq names its product NADH dehydrogenase 1 alpha subcomplex subunit 12 ndufa12/DAP13 (gene NDUFA12). The coding region runs from base 120 to 530 and encodes 136 amino acids. Lineage: Eukaryota; Metazoa; Platyhelminthes; Trematoda; Strigeidida; Schistosomatidae. Gene Ontology annotation, cellular component: membrane. The record is from RefSeq and is a predicted model, not a curated record. The transcript has 4 exons. Gene Ontology annotation, biological process: mitochondrial respiratory chain complex I assembly; response to oxidative stress.